This is a messenger RNA of Drosophila persimilis, 2294 nucleotides long. RefSeq names its product synaptotagmin-5. Gene Ontology annotation, biological process: cellular response to calcium ion; regulation of dopamine secretion; calcium-ion regulated exocytosis. Gene Ontology annotation, cellular component: membrane. Bases 325 to 2154 code for a protein of 609 amino acids. Lineage: Eukaryota; Metazoa; Arthropoda; Insecta; Diptera; Drosophilidae. The record is from RefSeq and is a predicted model, not a curated record. Gene Ontology annotation, molecular function: calcium ion binding; calcium-dependent phospholipid binding; phosphatidylserine binding. The transcript has 8 exons.
AUCGCUGAACACAAAUUAAUGGAAGCCAAGAGAAAACUUUCAAUUGAGUUUUGCGCUGUUGCUGUUAUUCGUGUGCUUUUGUGCGUUCCCGUGCCUGUAACUGUGCCUGUGGUGGUGUGUUCCUGCAAUAUGGCCAAGUGUUUUUUUUUUGUUGAAAAAUGUUAACGAAGUUUAAGCCGAGCGCUCUCUAAUCCCCCAACCCAGUCUGCUGUGCGUGUGUGUGUGUGUGUGUCUUUAACUUAAAGAGAACGAACUCCAAGACAAGCACAGAGCCAAGGACCACUGUUGAAUAGAGAUAGCCAUUGUCCUUGUUAAUUCGAAGCGAUGAGCGGCCUGGGUCCGGCAGCCUGUUGGCUGGCGCACAAACGUAUCGAGUCCUGGUCCCGGAUGGCCAAGGAGCGCGUGGGUGCGGUUCGGCGCGUCACCAUCGAUCGAAACUCCGGGGACGAGAGCAGUGCCAGUGGGAGCAGUACUGCGGGCAGUAGCACCAUACAGACCCUGCCCACUGGCGAGACAGCCCCUGCCGCUGCAGCAGCAGCCGCAGCCCCCAGCUCGGGCCCCUCGACAACACCGCCGCCACAACCGAUGACACCGCCGCCGUCGGCCUCGUCCGUGACAUCCACCACCAGUGGAAUAGGAAGCGUUUCGGCCGGUAGUGGCAGCGAUAGCUGUGAUUUGACCACGGACUCGGAGGAAGUCAACAUAGCCAAGGAAUCGCAACCCAUCCAGCCGCCCACUCAGAUGCAUGGCCUGGCCAUGGGUGUCAACCAUCACAUGGGACCGGGAACGGUGGCCGGAUCGGACAUCUUGCGCGGCCCCGUCGAAGUCUUUCACAGCCCCUUGCACUUGCACCACCAGAGCCGCUCGUUUCCGCCGCGUCUGCAGCGCACACCGUCCAUAUCCAGCCAGAGCAGCGUGGACAGUGCCCCGUCCCGGCAUUCGGGUCAUCGCGGCUCCUCCCCCCAAAUACGGACCUUCGGACCGGACGGACGUAGCUCGCUGCCGAGCGAGCCGGCUUUCCCACACCACCUGGCCCGAUCGCCCAGUCCGAUGCGCACCAUCUCGCUGGACGCCAGGUGCGGAAGUCCCGCUCACGCCGCCGAUCCGGGGGACUUGCGCACGCCCAGUCCCUCGCAGAGCAGCCUCGCCUCUCUGGCCGGAGCCACUGCUGUUGUGGGCGGCUCUAGUCGUGUUGUGGGCGUGGCCGGGGGUCGCUGCCUGUCGCCGCUGCUGAUACCGCCAAGAUCGCAGCCCGGCAUGGAUCCCGCCAUGGGUCCAGCGUCUCCCUUGGGGGCGCUCCAGCCGGACCUAUAUCGAUUGCCGGACGGACCCGUCUACCUAACAGCGCCGGAGUCGAGUCACGCCGUCGGUCGGCUUCACCUGCGUGUGAAAUACGACUACCAUCUGUUUGAUCUGACAGUGCAUCUGAUUGAAGCUCACAAUCUUAGCCCCAUCGAGGAGGGUGGCUUCCGCGACCCCUACGUCCGUCUGAUGCUCCAGCCAGAAGUGGACAGCCGGAAGCGACAGACGCACAUCCAUCGCGGCGAAUCGAAUCCGUACUUUGACCAGCACUUCAAGUUUCCGGUUUCGCGAGAUCAGCUGCAGGGCAAGGAACUGAUCCUCCAGGUGCUCGACUACGAUCGCUAUUCCCAUAACGACAUCAUUGGGGAGGUUCGCCUCUCCGUUGACGGCUUGGACCUGUCCAAGUCGGUUGAGAUCUGGGGAGAUUUGCUGCGGACUAAGAAGCCCAAAGAGGAUCGACCGGAGUUGCUGUGCUCGUUGAACUACUUACCCCAGGCGGAACGUCUGACGAUUGUUAUAAUGAAGGCCCGAAAUCUGGACACUGUACAGGAGCCGUAUGUCAAGAUUUAUCUGAUUCAAAAUGGCAAGCGCAUCAAGAAGAAGAAGACCAGCAUUACCAAGUCGGACGAUCCCACCAAUCCCAUCUGGAACGAGGCGUUCACGUUUAAUCUGCAAUCAAAUUAUCUGCACAGUGCGGCCAUUGAGAUCUAUGUGGUUGGAGCCGGUAGCGAGGCAGCGGAAAUUGGCUGUUGCGGCCUUGGCCCCCAGGAGAGCGGCACCGGCUGCCAGCACUGGCACGACAUGAUUAACAAUGCCCGCAAGCCCACGGCCAUGUGGCACUAUAUCCGCUAGGCGUCCAGGCAUCCGCUGGAAUCAAACAUUAUCCUAUCCGUACAAUAUCACAGUAUGCUGGGGGACACCCAUUAAAUAAUUAUGAUUUUCAAAUAUGUAAUUGCAGCAGCAUCGUGUCUGUAUCUAAAUCUGUAACUGUA